Messenger RNA from Monopterus albus (swamp eel), 2647 nucleotides. RefSeq names its product NFKB inhibitor interacting Ras-like 1 (gene nkiras1). NCBI's taxonomy places the organism in Eukaryota, Metazoa, Chordata, Actinopteri, Synbranchiformes, Synbranchidae. Gene Ontology annotation, molecular function: GTP binding; GTPase activating protein binding; GTPase activity. The record is from RefSeq and is a predicted model, not a curated record. The transcript is spliced from 4 exons. Gene Ontology annotation, biological process: negative regulation of canonical NF-kappaB signal transduction; Ral protein signal transduction. Bases 120 to 698 code for a protein of 192 amino acids.
CUCAGUAGCGCAUGCGCAGUGACAGGAUAAGUCUGGUCAACGUCUUAACGAAGCAGGAUGGAUGUAGUGUUACAUUUAAUAGCUAGCUAGCUAUUUUGUACAUCUGAUUUUGGCUCGAAAUGGGAAAAGGCUGUAAAGUUGUGGUGUGUGGCCAGGCAGCUGUUGGGAAAACUGCCAUUUUGGAACAGCUGCUGUAUGGAAAUCACAAAGUAGGCUCUGAGUCCAAUGAGACACAAGAGGAUGUGUAUGUGGCCUCAGUGGAAACUGACCGUGGUGUGAAGGAACAGCUGAGGCUCUAUGACACCAAGGGCCUGCAUGACGGACAAGACCUCCCCAAGCACUACUACUCAGUGGCAGAUGGCUUCGUACUUGUCUAUAGCAUCGACAGCCUGGAGUCGUUCAAGAAGGUGGACGUUGUAAAGAAGGAAAUAGACAAAUCCAGAGAUAAAAAAGAGGUGACAGUCAUAGUGCUGGGGAAUAAGACAGACCUUUGGGAGCGUCGCCAGGUGGACCAGGAGGUGGCCCAACAAUGGGCACGAGGCGAGAAGGUGAAGCUGUGGGAGGUGAGUGUCGCCGAACGCAACUCACUCAUUGAGCCCUUCACUCAGCUGACCAGCCGCCUCACACAGCCUCAGAGCAAGUCUUCCUUCCCUCUGCCAGGGCGCAAAAGCAAGGGCACCCCUUCCAACGACAUCUGAACCCUAACCCAACUCCCAUCUCUACUUUGUGUCUUAAUGACAAGCCGCAUUCAUCUCAUAUGGGAACAGCCAGCAGGACGGAUGCUGCUGGGUACAUCUGGCCAUUUUACACUUAUGCAUUCACUUGUAUACAGUUUUAACAUAACUUUGUAGGAGUAGUUUAACUUUUACACUGACAAUUUCUUUUUGAAAGUGUGAUGAGAAGAUCAGCACAAAUAUAUGUGUGGUAGAUAACUGCUGAAAGUGUUCUUGACAAACAAGAUAUCCAUCUACUCUGCACUGCCGUAAACUAUUUGUUUGCCAGAUACAGUUAUUGAGCACAGGUUGUGGUGGUGAUGACGAGUUUGGGAAAAAAAUUGUGAUUUUAUGUUUUAAAUGGUUGUAGAGGGAGUUGCAUGUUGUAGCUCUUUCUUGGCAAAGCAUUGUGGUGUAGCUUUUCAGACUGUCAUCAUUGUGAGGUUGCCAAUUUUGGGCACCAAACCUAUAGAUAUGCCAAAAACUUUGCUCACUGACCAUAUCUGGCAAUCCAGGCUGCAGCUGAAGACACUACCCAGAAAUGUUAGGUGCAUCUGUGAACUGAUGCUUGUCAAGAAAUAGUUCCAGCAUACACUCAGUGGCCACUUCAUUAGGUACACCUGUACCACCUAUUGCAGUUCAAUACAACAACCCUGCCCUAUGUUCUACCUUUACAUGGUUUUUGUUGUUGAAAAUGUGCUACUAUGGCCUCAACUAUGAAAGUGUCAACAAAAUGAAUGCCACAGGAACAUUAAAAAACUGACUGGAAAGUUGAAUUGGAUUGUGUGAGACUAUACAGGUGUACCGAAUAAAAUGGACAGUAUGAUUUGUAACUCUUAAUGUUUUUUGGUAAACCUUAGAAGUAUUAAACAUCAGGUUUUUGAACUUUAGAGAGAAUCAGGUUAGCUUGCUCCCACUGCUUACGUUAAGCUAGCUAAGCUGUAUUUACAGAAAUAUUGACCUUGUCAAGAUACAUGUUGUAAUUCAUCCUUUACAGCCAGAUAAAGCCGACGCUGUCCUAUAAGCUCUGGCAUCAAAUGCUGACUUCCCCAGUAGCUCAUGAAUGCUGUAGACUAACAGUAUUUUCAGAAGGAAGUCUUGUACCUAAAAUGUUAUUUCCUGUCUGAUGUGAAUGCAGCAUUAAUUAGUGGCGGGCAAGACUCCGCUAGCCUUUGUCCAGUCCAUCUCCUGUAUUAAAGUAUGGCCUGGCAGCAAUAAUAUUCAAGGUACUUAGGCCUUUACUUUUGUGUUGUAUGAUUUUAUAAUGUCUGGCAGUAGCUGCACUCCUGUGUGUCGUCCUGCCUAUAUAAUCCAAUAGGGCUAUUUGUUAAGUGUGUGUGCGCAACCCUUUAUAGUAGAAAUGUGUUUAUUUUUUAACAAAUUUAUUUUUGUCAUUCCUUGACUUUUGAGAACAGAGACAAUGUGAACAAUGAGCUGUACUGUUUUUGUGUCCUUCAUGUUUGAGAGUAACGUUUCAUGCGCUGCUAAUAGAACAGAGGUAGUGAACAUGCUAACCUUAAAUUACUCUGUGCACUGUAACUGUCUUAAGAUGCACUGAAUAAAAUGUAGCCUCUUCAUAUUAUAUCCUUUAUUUUGGUGGUAUGGUGAAGUGAAUAUGAACUAAACCUUUUUUUUUUAAUCAAAGAAAGUCAGAUGCUUCAGUUGGGCAUGUUUAAUUUUUUAAGGGAAAAACAAACAGCUUUUCAUCAGUACAGAACACGAAUCACAACCGAUAUCCAUCCACAUCUAAACUUGUCUACAUGUGUAAAUCACCCUUUCAAAGACCAGGGGGUUGGAGGGGGAAGCAAACAGCAACUGGAGUUUUUAUGCAUGUGAAAUUUACACCGACCUAAUUGACUAGGAAUCAUGCUGUGACACAUUUCAUCUAGCAGUUAAGGAUCAAUGUCCAUCUUCAAGCACAAGCUAAAAAAAAA